CUGGAAAACAUAGAAUCGUCUAGGACUACUCAGAGGGCUGCAGCCAACUCGGUAGUUCUGAAGAACAACCCCUUCAUCCUUGCGGACAAGAUGACAAAGGUUACGGCUGUAGAGCCCAAGAUUACCGAUGUUACCGCUCGCGGAGGAAAUCCGGCCAGACUUUCUGACUGCGUGCCAAAGCAAACCGAUUUGGCCGUGUCGGAGACUCAUGGAGAUUGCGGGAACCCCAGAUGCAACGCCACACAUGCAGGGCACCAUUCAGGUCGCCACAGCAUCGCGUGUAUCGUGGAUCACGGAGCGACAGAAACCCAAGUUGAGUCUAACGGCAUCUGGACCCACCCUCCGCUGGAGGACCCGAUUCAAGGCAAAAUUGACAAGAUGUACCAUCAUGCCGAAGACCUCAGGCGAACUCAACACAUCAUGGAACACCUCGCUGCAGGUUCUGUUGCAACUAACGAGCGUAGUCGGGAUCACAUCACAACAAUGACAGAAGUCCCCGCUUCUCACACAUCCAAUUCGGAAAGGUUGAUCAGCUUUGAUACGGCAAUUGCUGCACACACCAAGAGCGGCCGAGAGAUGCACCUUCGUGAGUGGGAAAGAUCUCAGUCCGUCAAUGUCGAUCCAGUCAAGAAGAGAAGCUCGGAUUCCCCUCCCUCAAGCCCGGACACACGACUUCAGACUCCUCCCGAGUGGCUUAGUCCCAAACAAACGUCAGAGGUCACAAGAAGCCGGGUGGUAGUGACGGAGACCGAGAACGCGGAACAAACGGAGCAAUCAAAGCAAAGUUUGGUAUCAAACGAGUCAUCGAUCGAGUGGCCGACGCUGAGGAAGGUUACCAAGGAAACCGUGAUGGAGACUGAGAAGGCGCCGUUGCCUUGGAUGCAACGGCCUUUACGUCGUGUUCAGAAGGAGGAAGACAUAUCGCAACACGCUCAGGCACAGAAAUCAGCCGAGGUUGAAUCGUGGAGGUCACAGCUUCGAAAGGUCACAACAGAAGCUGGCCACAACGAAGCAUCACAUCAUGGUCAUCGCGAGCGAGCCGAGACUUGCACGACGUGCCAUGAUGGCACACCCUCACCGUCUUCUGCCGGUGAAACCAUCGACACCGAGUCGGAAAAGCAGAAUGAAGGAUUUCCAAAUCUCGCAAGGUCAAAACAACUUGAGGAGGUUCGAGUAUCGACGUCUCGAAACUCGAGCUCGACAUCGACAAGGAGGGUUGAGUCAGAGACUGUUACUCAUGUCUCGCGGACGAUGGAAGAAACCCAGUCUGCUUCAAGCUCACACAUGGCCGAAGAAACUAGCACUGCGACCACUAGCAAAACCUUCGAGGGAAUGCGUGCAGAGUCGACUGAGGUCGAGAUCCUCAACCCGGUACCAAUCAUGCCUUCCAACCACACCUGUGUCUGGAAGGAGCGGUACAUGGAUUUGACGGCGGAGGUUCGGCAUUUGAAGGCGGAGAUCGUGUCCAGAGAGAGAAUUGGCUUGUCGCUUGCGGACGCAGGCAUCACGAUCAACCAGGACGACGAUGACCUGGGUGUCGAGGGGCUCACCAUCGUAAUGCAUUUGAAGGGCAAAGAUGACUUGGUCAUCAACACCGACCUGACGAGGGCUUCAUCCGACGUAUAA
Molecule: messenger RNA, 1626 nt
Organism: Colletotrichum karsti
Lineage: Eukaryota; Fungi; Ascomycota; Sordariomycetes; Glomerellales; Glomerellaceae
Exons: 1
Source: RefSeq, a predicted model, not a curated record